This is a messenger RNA of Cyphellophora attinorum, 2097 nucleotides long. RefSeq lists its product as uncharacterized. The record is from RefSeq and is a predicted model, not a curated record. The transcript has a single exon. NCBI's taxonomy places the organism in Eukaryota, Fungi, Ascomycota, Eurotiomycetes, Chaetothyriales, Cyphellophoraceae. Bases 1 to 2097 code for a protein of 698 amino acids.
AUGCCACCGAAGCUAGAGAUCGAGGACUCGACAGCGGACACCGAGAUCUUCGACCUGACCGCGGAGUCACCCGACAAGACACCCGUGCGCCUUCCGAGAGGACACGAUGGGAUGACCGUCCCCUCCAGCCAGACACCUGACAGCAUCACUCGCUCGGCCAGGAGAUCUAGUGCUAGAAGGCCACUCGCUGAGCUAUCAACAAACUUACAGGCAGCACCCUCGCCUCCCGCAGUCUACACGCAAUCGCCAUUCGGCAAGUAUACUAGGAAGGCACUGAAGAAGCCAGCUAGACCUCCGACUUGUCCGACUGUGGAAGACUCACAGUCAAAUUUGUGGUCUUUGAAAGCUACCUCGCCGAUCGCACAGCAGAACUCGGCAAACAAAGAGAGUGACGUCUUGGGAUCGUCUCCUCCCCUACUGGUGACGGGUGCCGCUUUAGAAGGGUUCGAGAUUCCUUCGACGAGUCAGAACAACCCGAGUCACUCAGUUGCAUCAGAACAGGUGCCUGCUGACACCAAUGGGAGGAAAGCGUCUGUAGAAGCAGAGCCUCCCGGCCCAGUUCUCGAUUGUCCACAAGUUUCAGAAGAAGGUCAGGUUGUCGUGGACGUGGCAGAGGGCAGGGUCGACGCGCGCGCAGUAGAGGACAAUGGCAAUCCGGUCCCCGUCCCGCGUACAAAGGAGCUAGAGCUGUCGGAUUUGAGCUCACAAUAUGUGCGGAUGGCUGUCAAUUUUGCUGUACCUGAUGAGGACGAAGCAGACUCUGACUUUGGAUCACCAAUACGUAACGACACUCAAUUCAAUCACGACGUAAAAGAGAGAACCUCGUCUCCAUUACCGACACCCAGCCGUCCUGCUUCGGCUGGUCACGACACGGCAACAAAGCCACUCGCUGUGUCGCAUGCGAGUCCAGCCAUCUUGCCCCAGCCAACAUUGCAGCAGAAUGGCUCUGGAACAAGCACUGAGAGUCUUGCUCUACCACCACCUCCGCCGCCACGGGAAGCCGCCACGGGAAGCCGGGGAUAUGUUACAAGCAGAGUCCCGCUUAACGAUACAGCACCUUCUUCUUCACCACCAGUGCAGCUCACCAAUACUAACACCAAAUCGACCACGCAACGCUCAGUCCGGCCCGCGUCGAUGGCGCAUCCUUCUCAAAUAUCCACACAGGAAGCUACACAAUAUACUGGCUACGGCGAGUCGUCUUUCGAACCACUCGAGACCCCCCGUGCGCCGCAGAGGGUCACCAUCAAGGACUCAAGCUCGAUCCGCCGAUCGAUCAGUCAGGUUCCUCAGCAUGUAACUUCGCAGCCGGAAUUCAACAUUGACCUCGAAUUGGGUGCAGCAGACGACGCAGAGCAAGAGGAAGUCCAAGGCAAUGAUGAGGAGUACGAUUUGGACCCUCCAUCCUCUGGUGUCGUUCCGGCGCCUGAUCUGCCUGGAGGAGGCGAGAAGCUGCCAGUCGUUCCUGCCAACCCAGUCUCUACCGAAAAGCUGGAUUCAUCAUCGCCAUCCCCGCCAGCCUCUCCUGUAGCCGUAGCCCUAGGACCCACGCAGACCAGGCUCGGGCAAGAGCAUCACGGGGUAGGCGCAAUUGAACGGCAUAAGCAUGGCAGAUCAACCUCGUGGGGCGGUGGGCGCACACAAGACCUACACUUCGAGUCUGGCGCCUCUCCACGACAGGCACGGUCUUCACCCAGACCUGCCCCUCGAACUGUCCCCGGUAAAAAGUUAUCGCCAGCUCGAAAACACAUCGCCCCCAAACUUCCCGUCGACUCAACUCGCAUCUCGCCAUCCACAACCAAGAAGAAGCAGUCCUCAUCCAAGAUCUCAAAGCGCGCUCCGUUGCCAAUCGAGAACGCUCCGUCGUCACCACUGCUGCACAGUCGCUCAUCGUCGCCUCCCGAAGGGGCUCUCGACCAGCUCAAAAAACCCCUCAAUGAAUACACUCAGCUCGAAGGUUACAAUAACGAGACCCAGUCAAACUUCACACAGGGCGGGCACGUGUCGGCGGCUUAUAUACAUCGGCAGCGUGAGAAAGGGCUGUUGCCGCCUGGGUGGACGCCAAAGUGCUUCAAAGUGCCUGGAUUCACAAGGCGGUGA